Enhydra lutris kenyoni (northern sea otter) is the source of this 2953-nucleotide messenger RNA. RefSeq names its product kelch like family member 7. Gene Ontology annotation, biological process: protein ubiquitination. Gene Ontology annotation, cellular component: Cul3-RING ubiquitin ligase complex. The transcript is spliced from 11 exons. Gene Ontology annotation, molecular function: protein binding. The record is from RefSeq and is a predicted model, not a curated record. NCBI's taxonomy places the organism in Eukaryota, Metazoa, Chordata, Mammalia, Carnivora, Mustelidae. The coding region runs from base 167 to 1927 and encodes 586 amino acids.
AGGGGGCCGCCAGGCCUUGUCCUUCCGCAGUGGCCGCGCGGGCAGUAGGGCGCUGCAGCCGCAGUCCCGGCCGCGCUGUUUGGUAAACAGAAGCCCCAGCGUGCCCGGAGCGUGCAACCCCUCGCUCGGCCCGGCCAGCCCCGGGCGUGAACCGAGCUGACGGAGGAUGGCAGCCUCCGGGGUGGAGAAGAGCAGCAAGAAGAAGACCGAGAAGAAACUUGCUGCUCGAGAAGAAGCUAAAUUGUUGGCGGGCUUCAUGGGCGUCAUGAAUAACAUGCGGAAACAGAAAACGUUAUGUGAUGUGAUCCUUAUGGUCCAGGAAAGAAAGAUACCUGCUCAUCGAGUUGUUCUUGCAGCAGCCAGUCAUUUUUUUAACUUAAUGUUCACAACUAACAUGCUUGAAUCAAAGUCCUUUGAAGUUGAACUCAAAGAUGCUGAACCAGACAUUAUCGAACAACUUGUGGAAUUUGCUUAUACUGCUAGAAUUUCUGUGAAUAGCAACAACGUUCAGUCCUUGUUAGAUGCAGCAAACCAGUACCAGAUUGAACCUGUGAAGAAAAUGUGUGUUGAUUUUUUGAAAGAACAAGUUGAUGCUUCAAAUUGUCUUGGUAUAAGUGUGCUAGCAGAGUGUCUGGAUUGUCCUGAAUUGAAAGCAACUGCAGAUGACUUUAUUCAUCAGCAUUUUACUGAAGUUUACAAAACUGAUGAAUUUCUGCAACUUGAUGUCAAGCGAGUUACACAUCUCCUCAACCAGGACACUCUGACUGUGAGAGCAGAGGAUCAGGUUUAUGAUGCUGCGGUCAGAUGGUUGAAAUAUGAUGAACCUAAUCGCCAGCCAUUUAUGGUUGAUAUCCUUGCUAAAGUCAGGUUUCCUCUUAUAUCAAAGAAUUUCUUAAGUAAAACGGUACAAGCUGAACCACUUAUUCAAGACAAUCCUGAAUGCCUUAAGAUGGUGAUAAGUGGAAUGAGAUAUCAUCUGCUGUCUCCAGAGGAUCGAGAGGAAUUGGUAGAAGGCACAAGGCCCAGAAGAAAGAAACAUGACUAUCGCAUAGCCCUCUUUGGAGGCUCCCAGCCACAGUCUUGUAGAUAUUUUAACCCAAAGGAUUAUAGCUGGACAGACAUCCGCUGCCCCUUUGAAAAACGAAGAGAUGCAGCAUGUGUAUUUUGGGACAAUGUAGUAUACAUUUUGGGUGGCUCUCAGCUUUUCCCCAUAAAACGAAUGGAUUGCUAUAAUGUUGUGAAGGAUAGCUGGUAUUCCAAACUGGGCCCUCCGACACCUCGAGACAGCCUUGCCGCCUGUGCAGCAGAAGGCAAAAUUUACACAUCUGGAGGUUCCGAAGUUGGAAACUCAGCUCUAUAUUUAUUUGAGUGCUAUGACACAAGAACUGAAAGCUGGCACACUAAGCCCAGCAUGCUGACUCAGCGCUGCAGCCACGGCAUGGUGGAAGCCAAUGGCCUGAUCUAUGUUUGUGGCGGAAGUUUAGGGAACAAUGUUUCUGGGCGAGUGCUGAAUUCCUGUGAGGUUUAUGAUCCUGCCACAGAAACAUGGACUGAGCUGUGUCCAAUGAUUGAGGCCAGGAAGAAUCAUGGACUGGUAUUUGUAAAAGACAAGAUAUUUGCUGUAGGUGGUCAGAAUGGCUUGGGUGGUCUGGACAACGUGGAAUAUUAUGAUAUUAAGUUAAACGAAUGGAAGAUGGUCUCACCAAUGCCAUGGAAGGGUGUAACAGUGAAGUGUGCAGCAGUUGGCUCUAUAGUUUAUGUCUUGGCUGGUUUUCAAGGUGUGGGUCGAUUAGGACACAUCCUUGAAUAUAAUACCGAGACAGACAAAUGGGUCGCCAACUCCAAAGUCCGAGCUUUUCCAGUAACAAGUUGUUUAAUAUGUGUUGUUGAUACUUGUGGAGCAAAUGAAGAAACACUUGAAACAUGAAAAGUGAAUGGACUUCAAGAUUUAUCGGAGACUCAAAAAUAUGGCCACCAGUGCUUUGUUCCAAGAGUUUGGUUACAAAGUUUUAGUUUGGUGUUUUGUUUUUUUAAAGGAAAUUUCAAGUAAAGUAAGAUCGCUAUGAAAUAGAUGUUUCUUUUAUAUGAAUUUCCUUAAUUCAAAGACCAUAUUUUAGCUGGCCACUUAACCAAGACAUAUCUAGCAAGAAAACUUGAAAAAUCAUAAGCAUUUGAUGAAAAUACGAAUUCUUGAAUGAAUUUUACAUUUGAAACUAUGAUUAUGGCAGAGUGGGGGAUUGGCUCAUCAGUGAAGCAGUCUCAUCUUAGCUCUAGAUUCUAUUUUCAUACAUCAUAGAAGUGCUAUGUAGUUAGGUCUGUUUGUUUCUGUUCAGUCAAGAACUAAGAAAUAGUAUGAAUUGUAAGUCAAAUCAGGCAACUCUGAUGAAGCAUCUUAGUCUCACCUAAUUUUGCUUGUCUUCAUUUGUUCCAUAUAGUGCCAAAUUUAUUUCAUUUUAAAAGCAAGCAAGAGUGAGUCAAGGUAUACACCUGUUCUCUUACAGAACUUCAUAAACACAUUUUGGGCUUAAACAUACCCUAGUCCUCAUGAAAUAUAUUCAGUCCAAUUAAAUAUAUUCCAUCUUUCAAACACAAAAUGUCAAGCUUAGCACCCUCAUUAAUUUAUAGUACUAUUUUGCCCGGUGGUUUAAAAAAUGAUUAUGCCUUUUCAGUCCUCACUGUUAAAUAAAAUAAAAUCAUAGUAAGAAUGAUUAGCAAAAGAUAAAGCUAUUUAUAGCUAACUUCUAGGUUACUAGAAUAGCACUGAUAGUUAUACAGUAUCAAUGUUGACUUUGAACUUCUUAUGGAUUAAAAAGAUACAUGAUUUCUUUUCCUUAGUAGGACACAUCAGAUUUGACCCAGUUAUCUCCUAAAAGUUUUGUAAUAAUUUGAGUUAAAUGUUUGUCAUCUCGUAUUAAUUGCUUUUAUCUGGUCAAUAAAUCUUUCACAAACCCAA